Molecule: messenger RNA, 1029 nt
Organism: Bombina bombina (fire-bellied toad)
Lineage: Eukaryota; Metazoa; Chordata; Amphibia; Anura; Bombinatoridae
Gene: WDR31
Product: WD repeat domain 31
Exons: 9
Coding region: 1-1029 (342 amino acids)
Molecular function (GO): protein binding
Source: RefSeq, a predicted model, not a curated record
AUGGGAAAGUUUCAAAGUAAAGUAAAAAAGAACAGCUCGAAAUACAGGGCUGACAAUCAUGUAGAUGAGAGUCCUGUCGUACAGUCUGCCCAGACUCCGAGCCGAGCUCACAGUGACGCUGUUACUUACAUCGUGUCCUUGAAAUCGGACCUGUGCGUGUCAGGAGGAAAAGACAAAACUGUUGUUGUAUCUAACUGGAGGGUCGGAAACGCCCUGAAAAGAUUUGUGGGACAUGAACGAGAAGUUACCAAGGUCGCCGGUGUCUUUGGAUCAAACCAUUUUUUCAGUGCUUCCCGGGACAAGACUGUGUUAAUGUGGGAUCUACACGGGAAACAUGGAACAACACAGAAGUUUUUUGGGCAUCAUUUAAUAGUGACAGGACUGGCAGUGAGCUUUGACUCCACCCAGCUGGUUACUGGCUCACGGGACAACACCCUCUGCAAGUGGGAUGUCGAGUCUGGAAAAUGUCUACAAAAAGCCGCUAUCUCCAGAAACUUGGUUACUCAUCUGUGUUGGGUGCCCGGUGAGUGUUCUGUUGUCCAGACCUCUGAAGACAAAAUUAUACGCAUCUGGGAUACACGGGACCUGCAGGUGGCUCACACCUUCCCCAUGAAGCAAUACUUCCAAACGCAUUGUGAUGUCAGUGAGGAUGGAACGUACUGUCUGACCUGCAGCAAUGGCUUCGGCGGGCAGGGAUGCGAAGCCACACUGUGGGACCUUCGCCAGACAAAGGACAAGGUUUGCGAAUACAAAGGCCACCUUCAAACCACAGCCUCUUGCGUCUUCCUUCCCAAGAGUAUGAGCACAACACCUUUAGUUGCAACCUCCUCACACGACUGCACAGUGAAGGUGUGGGAGCGUGAUUCGGGAGCAUGUCUGAGCAACCUCUUUCUGGAUGGAUCAGGACCUCUGUCGUCCUUGGCAGUGUGCGACAACUCAUUUAUUCUCUGUGCCAGCUUCAAUUCAGGAAUUCACUCACUCCGGAUGGAGGCCGGGGGCCCCGCUCUUUAUCAGAUGGCAAAGUUCUAA